Molecule: messenger RNA, 1462 nt
Organism: Carassius carassius (crucian carp)
Lineage: Eukaryota; Metazoa; Chordata; Actinopteri; Cypriniformes; Cyprinidae
Exons: 2
Coding region: 182-493 (103 amino acids)
Source: RefSeq, a predicted model, not a curated record
AACAAGACUCACGGUCAGCUGGAUUGCCGCCGCCUCCUUUUCCCUCCAGCCUGGUGGCUCAGGUUUGUCUCACCUUAUUUCGGAAACACGGAAGAACAGAAGUCACAGCAGAAACAGCGUGCAGCUGUGAAAACUGAUUCCCACCAAACAAAUCGCCCCCAGGCCUCUGCCGCCUGACACCAUGAACAUCUCUCUUGAGAACCCCUAUGGUGAUGUCACCAUCCCUCGUGCCAAACUGCGGGAUCCGGCUGAUUCCAGCACCAUCAUCAUGAACCCAAUGGCCUUGGAGAGCACCUACAACAACCGCAACUCUGCCUUAAACCCCUACAGCAGCUUCAAGACCCCAGGCGAGAACAACACCUCAAGUGUGCCAGUUUACGGAGAGGCCAGGAACGGCAGCCAGAACCCCCCUCCGGCUUACACGGUGAGGGAAAGCGAGGAGCAGGUGGGACGCUGCUACGCCUGUUGCUGCCGCUGCCGGAGGAAGAAGUGAGACUAGAAUUACCCUGUGAAGCAAAGGAUUAUGGGUUUACGAUUGGGAACCACCAUUCCACACCUCAAAUUUUGGAAGCCAAAUGCUAUACAGUUCUAAAAUGGCUGGAUUUUGGGGAUCCUUUAGCUAUUGCAUGAACUUGGAGAUCAUACUGCGGUUUGGACAAAACAAGAGCUGACCUUCUGUGACUGCACCGAAACCUAUUAUAUUAAAUAUUUACAUUUGGAUUACAUCAUUUUGUUAAAUUGGCACAGUUACGUUCAGCUGGAUUGCUUCUACUGAACCACAUUAAAGCAGCCUUACCUUUAUCUGCCUCCAACAAUGGCAUGCUUAGAUACUCUCCUUCGUUUUGGCGUCACCCAAUUGUUCCCAUACACUUACUUAAAAUGAUUAAUGUUAAAGUUAUUAGACUAAUGUUGUUAUUGUUGUUGUUAAUGGAGUGUUUCUAUAAAUGUAUAAUGAGGUAAAACAGGUUUUAUUGGUGCACACAGCGGUGGGCUCUCUUGAAAAUAUGUCCUGGUGGACUUCUCCAAGUUUCUUUAGGUUUUUGAGCCACACCCUGACAUGUCGUCAAACACAGGUGACUGAAACUUGAGGAAGGGAUCCAAAAAAGGACACUGUCAGCUUUUAGUUCAGGACGAGUGUUGUGCCAACAGAGUUUCUAUUGAACGAGCUUUUCUGGUUACUGUAGACACACCGCUGACACAAUGUGUCUAGGAUUGCCAAAGGGAUUAUUUAGUGCAACAUAAAACCCUUUUAGUACUAUAUUAUAUGAUUAUAAGCAAUAUUAUUGUAGUUAGAUUUAAUACAAUGGGUCAUUGACAGUUUUUUUUUUUGGCCAUGAGACUGUGAGCCUGACUAUUGUAAAUAUGAUAAAAUAUGCCAACCAAAAUGUUUUGGAUGUCUGUAUAUGUUAGACACGAUGAUCAAUAUAUUUUUUGAUACAUAAAAUCACCUUUAUCUCUGUAA